UCCCCAAGUGUCGCAGAGGAUCCUUAAGCCAGGAGUGAAAACUAGGGUCUGGGGGUUAGUUCUGGAGGAGAAGUGGGGGCACGCUGGGCCAGGCCUCUCCGUCCUCGCUCUUGUACACCCCGCUUUCCAGCGCGGAAUCUGAACCGGAGGGUGGGGGGAAGCGUCGCGCAUGUGACGUCAUCUGGAAGCGCCGCGCGCGGCCGGCGGAGCCGUGACCUCCCGUGGCGUGGGAGGCUACACUGCGAUGUUGCAGCUAGUCCGGGCCGGGACGCGGGCCUGGCUUCGGCCCACAGGCUGCCGGGGCCUCACCUCGCUGGCGGAUGAGGCAGCGCGGCCGGUGGACAAUCCAGAGCCGGUGGCGAGCACGGGUCUUCAGGCGCCCGUGCUGCGCAAGUGCGAGCGCCCAGUACCCGCUCAUCUGAGCCCGGUGCAGGCCUGGAUCGAGUCCCUGAAGGGCUACGAACAGGAGCGCGUGGGCCUGGCCGAGCUGCAUCCCGACGUUUUCGCCACCGCACCCAGGUAUAAUUCUUCUCUUAGCUAUGCCAAGACCAAGACUCGGGCUGAGGUGCGGGGUGGUGGCCGGAAGCCCUGGCCACAGAAGGGCACUGGGCGGGCCCGGCAUGGCAGCAUCCGCUCCCCGAUCUGGCGAGGAGGAGGCGUGGCCCAUGGCCCCCGGGGCCCCACAAGUUACUACUACAUGCUGCCCAUGAAGCUGAGGGCGCAGGGCCUCAAGGUGGCGCUGACCGUCAAGCUGGCCCAGGACGACCUGCACAUCGUGGACUCCCUGGAGCUGCCCACUGCAGACCCCCAGUACCUGACGGAGCUGGCCCGCUACCGCCGCUGGGGGGACUCCGUGCUCCUCGUGGACUUAGCACACGAGGAGAUGCCGCAGAACAUCGUGGAGGCCACCUCUAGGCUCAAGACCUUCAACCUGAUCCCAGCUGUGGGCCUGAACGUGCACAGCAUGCUCAAGCACCAGACCCUGGUCCUCACGCUGCCCACCGUCGCCUUCCUGGAGGACAAGCUGCUCUGGCAGGACUCGCGCUACACGGCCCUCUACCCCUUCCGCCUGCCCUACCGCGACUUGCCCUGACGGCCGCCCUCUGCCCAGCGCGGCUCUCCGUGCCAAGCGCCCGCUCUCACCCAGGCCGGCCCCUGGCAUAGUUAGGAGCCCCACGCUUCCCAGUGAGGAAGCUGAGGCCACACGGCGGCCAAGCAGACAUCCCUGCCAGGACGGGACAGCUCUGCAGAGAGCC
Propithecus coquereli (Coquerel's sifaka) is the source of this 1256-nucleotide messenger RNA. RefSeq names its product mitochondrial ribosomal protein L4 (gene MRPL4). Gene Ontology annotation, biological process: translation. The record is from RefSeq and is a predicted model, not a curated record. Lineage: Eukaryota; Metazoa; Chordata; Mammalia; Primates; Indriidae. The transcript has 9 exons. Gene Ontology annotation, molecular function: structural constituent of ribosome. The coding region runs from base 245 to 1093 and encodes 282 amino acids. Gene Ontology annotation, cellular component: ribosome.